UUAUCAUUAUUGCAUGAGCCCUCGACGGGGGGGCACUUGUCCGGGGGGCUACUCGGUGGUAGCUCGGUGGGUGUCCUAUAGCGUAGUAGUGUGUGAACAACGCUCUCGUUGUGCUGGAUUGUCAUCUGGUUUUACGCUUUCUGCCAAAUACGUGUCCUGUUUUGAAGUAAACAAGGGUGUUUACUGUUGACAUCUAAACGAGACACACGGACUGAUACCGCAGUUCUGCUCUCGAUGGCUCACGUAGGAAAGAGUGGGUCCAUGCACUCAGCUAACCUGCCGCCACCGAGAAACCAACAUGCCUUAUGGAAUAUUCAGCUGGAACCACCGCCGUUCCAGAUAAGUCCAUGUUUACAUUCCCACCGUUCUCCUUGCCACCACUAAGCACCUAAGGAGCUGCUCUAUACCAUCGCUCCUGGUCCCUUUCCAAAGUGCACCAUUUGUCCGUCGACACGCACUGCGACUCACUUUGUCCUUAAAGCAAAGUCCCUCGCCCUGACUCUACGCUGGCACGUGUCCCACCGCCUACCAUGAGAUUCAGGAUCUACAAGAGGAAGGUGGUGAUUCUGACUGUGGUGGUGGUCGUCUGUGGCCUUGCUUUCUGGAGCAGUGGGAGGCAGAAGAAGACCCACGACAGCAGCAGCAGCAGCAACGAUGACGACGACGGUGGUCCAGCGAUCCCCAAGGAAGUAGAGGCUGUACGGAAGAGUAGCAGCAGCAGCAGCAGCAGCAGCAGCAGUAGCAGUAGUAAUAGCGUUAGCAUUAGCAACAGCAACAACAACCCCCAGGCACAGGCUACCCCCACCGUGAGCCGCCCGCCCGCGCUAGCUCCCGUCGUCGUUCAAGCCAAUGAGAGCCAUGUGGAGAAAGACAAGGACAAAGGGAAAGCCUCGAGGCCGGACACAGACAACACCACCAUGGUGUACCGGGGCAUCGUCUUCCAGCUCAACUUUGACCAGACGAUAAGGAACGAGGAGAAGUUUAAGGCGGCCCGCAAAAAGGGCAACGUGGUCGUGGUGGUUCAGGUCCACAACCGGCCGGACUACCUUAAGCUCCUGAUUGAGAGUUUGCGGAAGGCGGAGGGGGUGGAGGGCAUACUGCUGAUAUUCAGCCACGACGUCUGGUCCCCGGAGAUCAACCAGGUGGUGGCCUCGGUGGACUUCUGCCAGGUCCUGCAGAUCUUCUUCCCCUUCAGCAUCCAGCUGUACCCGCAGGAGUUCCCGGGCAAGGACCCCCGGGACUGCCCGAGAGACAUUUCGAAGAAGGACGCCUUGACGCUGGGCUGCAUCAACGCCGAGUACCCCGACUCGUUCGGCCACUACCGCGAGGCCAAGUUCUCCCAGACCAAGCAUCACUGGUGGUGGAAGCUGCACUUUGUGUGGGACCGGGUGCGCUCCCUCAAGGACCACACCGGCAUGGUCCUGCUCAUCGAGGAGGACCACUACCUGGCGCCGGACUUCCUGCACCUCCUGAGGCUGAUGAGCGCGCUGAAGGAGGAGCAGUACUCGGAAUGCGACGUCCUCUCGCUGGGCAGCUACAGCCACAUCGGCUUCUCCAGCAAGGCGAACAAGGUGGAGGUGAAGGUGUGGAAGUCGACUGAGCACAACAUGGGCAUGGCGCUGAACCGCGACGCCUACCAGAAGCUGGUGCGCUGCACGGACGACUUCUGCACCUACGACGACUACAACUGGGACUGGUCCCUGCAGCACCUGACGGUGUCGUGCCUGGCCACCUACUGGAAGGUGAUGGUGGCCGAGGCGCCACGCGUCUUCCACGCCGGCGACUGCGGCAUGCACCACAAGAAGGCCGCCUGCAUGCCCGCCAACCAGAAGACCAAGAUAGAGAACAUUCUGCAGAGUACCUCCAACCAGCUGUUCCCCAAGAACCUGCUGAUCACUAAGAGGCUGCCCGCCAACGGGGCCGGCGGAGUGGCCCCGCACGUCAAGAACGGGGGCUGGGGUGACAUUAGGGACCAUGAACUCUGCAAGAGUUACCUUAGAUUACAGUGACCUUAUUACGAUUCUUGUUAUUAUUGUUAUUAUAUAUAUAUUGCUAUCUCUCUUUUGCAUCCUCUUUAAAGAAAAGAAAGCCUUUUAAAAAGAAAUCUUUAUGGACUAUUCUUCAUAUUGCCUGUUUUACUGGACUGUUGGAAAUAAAAGAAAAAGAAUGUUG
Molecule: messenger RNA, 2172 nt
Organism: Gadus macrocephalus (Pacific cod)
Lineage: Eukaryota; Metazoa; Chordata; Actinopteri; Gadiformes; Gadidae
Gene: mgat2
Product: alpha-1,6-mannosyl-glycoprotein 2-beta-N-acetylglucosaminyltransferase
Exons: 2
Coding region: 531-2009 (492 amino acids)
Biological process (GO): oligosaccharide biosynthetic process; protein N-linked glycosylation
Cellular component (GO): Golgi membrane; Golgi stack
Molecular function (GO): alpha-1,6-mannosylglycoprotein 2-beta-N-acetylglucosaminyltransferase activity
Source: RefSeq, a predicted model, not a curated record